This is a messenger RNA of Procambarus clarkii (red swamp crayfish), 1852 nucleotides long. RefSeq names its product GEL complex subunit OPTI. The record is from RefSeq and is a predicted model, not a curated record. Lineage: Eukaryota; Metazoa; Arthropoda; Malacostraca; Decapoda; Cambaridae. Gene Ontology annotation, biological process: mitochondrial respirasome assembly.
UGCGUCAGAAGUGUUCACCACCUCAACAUCAGCCGUGAAGGCAGGGCUGCGAGAUAUUAUUUGGCUUCCCUUUAUACCUAGAUCACCUGCUGCUGUGUAAAAUCCCAUUUAUAACAAAUUAUCAUGGCGACGAAAACCAAAUCAAGUAAUGAGAAGAAUGGAGUGGGGAAGAGCCCGUGUGUGGGGUCAGUAUUAAACAGAGCCCUGACUAGCAACUCUCAGUGGCCAGACAAGGAUGAAUUCUUGGAUGUAAUAUACUGGGGUCGACAAGUCUUGGGGAUAGUGUUGGGGCUUGUGUGGGGCUUUAUUCCACUCAAAGGCUUCAUUGGUCUAUUUCUGUUUUGUGUGAUUAAUGCUGCCCUAAUAUACUUCUAUGCAUCAAGUUUCCAAGGUGUUGAUGAAGAAGAAUUUGGAGGAAUGUGGGAACUUACUAAAGAAGGCUUUGUCACAUCAUUUGCUGGUUUUUUGGUUAUGUGGAUAAUCCUGUAUUCUGGGCUUCAUUAUGACUGACGGAUCUAGUGUGUUACUAUUAUAUUUGGACCACACGUCAUCUUUAUUUAGCGAUAAAAUUAACUGGGUUGAAAAUGUCAUUGAGUAUGUGAAAUAGGAAUUACAGAUAUUUAUAUAUAUCACUUAUCUUGUAAAAGAUGAUGAUCAUUAUUAAAAUCCAUAUUGGAGGUUGUUAUUAUAUUUAAUUCAAGUUCACAGUGUAUAAAAUAAUUAUUGACAAGUGUUAUGUAUCAUAUUUAAUUUGUAUGAAAUCGAAAAGAAGUGGAAGGGUUUGUUUCAUAGUAUGCUUUCCUUUUCUUCGUUGUUUUAUUAUUUAAUUAUGUUACCUGUGAUGGAUAUCAGUUAAAUAUUCAUCUGUAAUUGUAUAGGUGAGAUCUUCAUCUGACUCAUUGAUAAAGGUUUUGUAGCCAUGGAUAUUGAAGAAACUGAAUUCAUUAAUAUUGGUCAAGUCAUUUUUGAAUGUUGAAUGUACUCAUAAUCAAAUGCUAAUUUUGACAAUAUAAUUUAUGGAACAUGCCAUCUUCAUUAGGUAAUAAGAUUGUCAGUAACUGUAUGAACAUAAUGAUGUGUAACAUGUGAUAAACAUUAUAGUUUUUCUUCAAAUAUUCCAGUUGAUUUAUAUCAACCUGUUAAAUGAGUAUUUGUUGAUCUUGUCCAUCAUUAAGAAAUGCUCUGUUUAUUUAACUUUGCAAAAUUAACUUGCAAUGUUAAAUAAACAUUAUAACAUAUUUGUAUUGUAUUUGUCUAUGGCAAGAAUGCUAAUCCCCCCCCCCUUAAAUGUUUAAAUAUGUGAUGAAGAUAUUCCAUGGUACCUGAUAAUUAUCCUUGUCCAGUAUUUCUUUCUUCCACAAAAUAGCAUAACUUCAAGUUAUGAAUGCAAGAGGUGUACUUAUGAUGCAAUACUACCAUCUCAGUGGUGAAAGAUAAUUUGAUAUUCCAACAUUGCAUUAAUCAUAUAUCAUCAAAUGAAAUACAGUAAAAGAAAUUUUCAUGUUCAGAGUAAUAUAUUUAGUAAUUUUUGUACAUGCCAUACCAUAUAUUAAAGUAUCUUCAUAAAGUAAUAGCAUUUCAUUAUAAGUACUGUACAGUACAUAUCUGACCUCUCUUUAAAUCCUUGUAUCACAGUUUGCUUGUGUAUUAUAAUUGUGUAUUAUAAUUACACGCAAGUGUCCGACAUGUGAAGUAUGUUUCGUGCAUUAAGACAGUGUUGAGUGUUUGCAUGUGGGUUCAUCAUUGACAUUGUAUUUUACAGAUCCUGUAAGUUUUGGUUUCUUUCAUAAUUCAUCUGGUUUACAAAAAAAUAAUUCUGUCCCAUUUUUAUGGAAUAAAAUAUGGAAACAUC